CGUUGAAGGUGCGGGAUGAGAUCACAGCCGAGGUGACGUCGAAUUGGGGCCAGCCGCAUAAGAUCCUGGCUGACAAGCUGGUACAUCAGCCUGUGGAGGUCUGAGUAGCAGCGGGUACAACAGAGACCAUCAAAUGUGUUACAAGAAGGCAGGGCAGACACCAAAGAACCCUGAGCAAUUAGCAGAGAUACGGAUUCCCUUCCCAGAGGCCUACCACACCAACCUCAUCUAUGACAACGAAUCACCACGCAGUAGGAUCCUGGUGUUUGCCUCAGAGGACAGUUUGGGCCUUCUUGAGUUGGCGCCAACAUGGUUCAUGGACAGAACUUUCUCUACAGCUCCACAUGUGUUCGAGCAAGUUUUCACCAAGCGUGUGCCACUUGGAGUGACGUUGGGGACAGCAGCAUUUGCCUUGCUGCCAUCCAAGGAGCAAGCUACGUAUGACGAGUGUUUGACAGCCAUACUGGAUGCUUGCCUGGCUAGAGAAAUCCGUCCAACCCAGUCAAAGGUUGUGUGCGACUUUGAGGUUGCUAUCCACAAUGAAGUUCGUCAGGUUAUGUCAAAUGACAUCCAGUUACAGGUAAGCUGCAUUAAAAAAUAA
This is a messenger RNA of Dreissena polymorpha, 601 nucleotides long. RefSeq lists its product as uncharacterized. The coding region runs from base 134 to 601 and encodes 155 amino acids. Lineage: Eukaryota; Metazoa; Mollusca; Bivalvia; Myida; Dreissenidae. The record is from RefSeq and is a predicted model, not a curated record. The transcript has 3 exons.